UGUAAAAAGAAGGUUAUGAUUUACAUAUCCAAUCUUAUAUAGAAAACAUUAGUAAUACCAUAAACAAACUCGUUGGAUCUUUUAUAGUUUCACACUGUCGGAAAAUAAUUGGUGCAAGUCUGAACUAUAAGUAAGUUAUAAGUAGGGGUUGCUGUAAUAUCCUUCAAAAAAAAUCAGAGAGAAACGUGUCCUUUGUGUGUGUGUGUCAUGUCAAUGGUUGAAGAUGGUGAUCAAGGUCCUUUCAAGAGACCAGGAGCAGUGCCUUUUAACUGGGAGAUCCGACCCGGUAUACCCAAGAUCCGAACCCAACACCACGACGAUGGUCCCAUUCUCCUUCAACCUCCCAAGAAACUUUCUUCUCUCCGAAUAACAAAACCUCCACCGUCUCCUCCGUUGUCUUCUCCCGCAGUCUCUCCCUUUGCUCCUCCUUCCUCUUUCAAGCUCAAACCGCGUCAAGAUUCCCACUCUUCAGGACGACCACCGACUCCAUAUUGGCGAUGUUCAUCAGCUCGAGCUACAACACUCGACUCCGGAACUGCUGCUGCUUUGCGCCAGUGGAGUCAUUUCAAGUCAUAUCUUCAGUUCAAGAAGAGUAAGAAGACCCCCGACGUGAAGAAAAACACCGGUUUGGAUUCGACGAAGACGAAAACAAUGGAAGAAUCUGACGUUUUCUAUGACUCAGAGACGACGUUUUCCCCAUCGUCCCCACUGUCUUCUUAUUUACGUAUGAAACGUAACGAAUCUGAUUUAAGCUCUUCUGAGAAAAGAAUCAUAUUAAUGAUGGAACGUGACCGCCUCAAUUGGGAUGUGGUACUCUAGUAGUGGUUUAUGCGCAUUAGUUAUAAUUCUCUUAUGCUCUAUAGAUUGAUUCCGGUCCAUGGAGAGAUUAUAAAAGCAAAGAGAAAAACUUAAU
Messenger RNA from Raphanus sativus (radish), 913 nucleotides. RefSeq lists its product as uncharacterized. The record is from RefSeq and is a predicted model, not a curated record. The coding region runs from base 208 to 819 and encodes 203 amino acids. Lineage: Eukaryota; Viridiplantae; Streptophyta; Magnoliopsida; Brassicales; Brassicaceae. The transcript has a single exon.